This is a messenger RNA of Lentinula edodes (shiitake mushroom), 498 nucleotides long. RefSeq names its product kinase-like domain-containing protein. Gene Ontology annotation, biological process: protein phosphorylation. The annotation marks the transcript as partial. The transcript has 4 exons. The record is from RefSeq and is a predicted model, not a curated record. Lineage: Eukaryota; Fungi; Basidiomycota; Agaricomycetes; Agaricales; Omphalotaceae. Gene Ontology annotation, molecular function: ATP binding; protein kinase activity.
AAAGAAUUGGAUUUAUUGAGGUUUAUGCAUGAGAUUGCCAAGGGUAUGGAAUAUCUGCAUGGUCAGGGAGUUUUACAUGGAGAUCUAAAGGCAAGUUUUGCUUCUAAUGUUCUUGUCGACGACAAGAUUCAUUGUGUUAUUUCAGAUUUCGGGCAAAGUGAAAUGAGAUCAGAGGCAUAUAGAAUUAACGGUACUCUUCGCUGGCAGGCACCUGAAAUUUUUGCUGGAUCUAGUCAGCUCACUGUCGAAAUGGAUGUCUACGCAUUCGCAAUUUGCUGUACAGAAGUCUUGUCGCUUGCACGUAUGCCGUGGCCUUUAUAUGAUGACAAUCAAGUUCAGAAUCAUAUAAUGGCCAACCAACGUCCUGAAGUCCCUCCAACAUGUUUUACAUCUCCCGAUCUCAUUGACCUCAUUCGAUUGUGCUGGGCAACGAAUCCUCUGAAUCGACCUCUGUUCUCAGAGGUGGCCUCUGAACUGAAGGCCCUCAGGAAGAAGUCU